Cercospora beticola is the source of this 3265-nucleotide messenger RNA. Lineage: Eukaryota; Fungi; Ascomycota; Dothideomycetes; Mycosphaerellales; Mycosphaerellaceae. The record is from RefSeq and is a predicted model, not a curated record.
AACAGACGCCCGCCCACUCUGCCACACGCUGCUGCGCAGUCUGCUGCCGGCCACCUGCUGCCCGCUCGACUGCGCAUCACCGCUAUCUGCAGCCCACAUCAUUACCGCCCGCAUUGCGGACGCCGCGACACCGCGCACAAACACCCGCCGCGCCAACGACAGCGACNNNGCGCAGCUGCCACCGCCCAUCUCCUCGCCCGCACGCUCUCUGUGCACGCCGCUGGCAUCGCGCAUGCAGUAGGCCGGCGACGCGACACCGCCCUGAUCAUCGCCAGGCAUGACCACGAGUGGUCCGUCGACGGCUCUCGCUGGCGCAGGCGGUACCAGAGCGGCGCCGCGAUCUGUGCAGGCCGAGUCGAUCAAGGAGAAGAAGGACUUGGCCAGCUGGUGGAAGAACUUCAAGCGCAGCGACAAGAAGCCGCAGGAUCAAGCAGCUCCGCAAGGUAUCUUCGGCGUCCCUCUACAGCAGAGCAUUCGCUACGCGAAUGUCGCAAUUAGCCUAUUCAACGAUGAGGGCCAGAGCUACAUAUAUGGCUAUGUGCCCAUUGUAGUAGCCAAGUGUGGCGUGUUCCUCAAGGAGAAAGCCACCGAUGUUGAAGGCAUUUUCCGCUUGGCGGGCAGCGAGAAGCGUAUCAAAGAGCUCAAGGUAGCUUUUGACAGUCCUGAUAGAUAUGGUAAAGGGCUGGACUGGACCGGCUACACCGUGCACGAUGCCGCCAACAUUCUACGCCGCUACUUCAACCAAUUGCCAGAGCCCAUUAUUCCCCUCGAAUUCUAUCAACGAUUUCGCGAUCCUCUGAGAAACCACCAGGCGCAGGCCGUGGGCGCUCUGGAGUCGCAAAGUCCGAGCCAUGGCGAGUUCGACCACGAAGCGGCAAUCCGAGCGUACCAGGCUCUCAUCACGGAGCUACCGCCAUUGAAUCGCCAACUAUUGCUCUACAUUCUUGAUCUCCUGGCAGUGUUCGCUAGCAAGUCCGACUUGAACAAGAUGACCACCCCCAAUCUUGCAGCAAUCUUUCAGCCAGGAAUCCUCAACCAUCCGCAGCAUGACAUGGCACCGCAGGAGUACCGCCUCAGCCAAGACGUUCUAAUAUUCCUGAUAGAGAAUCAAGACAGCUUCCUUAUCGGUAUGCAGGGGACUGCUGCUGAUCCUGAGACUGUGCGGGAAGUGCAGAGCGGUGCACAUACCAAACCCGCAGGUUCACCCACGACCCCAACGCGCGCGAAAACCACUGUUGGACGAUCGAGCUCCAGCUCCAGCGUGGCCGCCGAGAGCGUUCGAAAAUGGGGCAGCAUCCGACGAAACGUGUCUGUCUCCAGCAAACAUAGCAAAAGAUCUGAAAACGGACCGAGUGCGAACUCGCCUGCGCCCGGGACACCCACCACUGGUGUGAAUCGGAGUAAUACCGUGCCAUCACGAAGGGGUGUGGGUGGCGCACAAUCCCCUCGUUUCCCACGCGAAAGGGAAUCUUCGGAUCCGUCUACGCCACGAGCUCCUGAUAGUGCUUCAGGCCAAACUCCGCAGUUGCACAGCACUACUGAGCAACAACCGUACUCGGAGACCCAUAGCUCUGUUCAGAACACUCCAGUCGCUGCGACGGCGCCAGUAUUUCCGGCCCCGCCUGAGGUGACUUCUGCGUCGUCCAGCGAAGCCACGACUCCAAUGGCAAACAUUGCUGGCGAUAGCACCGCUGACUAUCAUACACCCCGUAAAGAUACUGCACCUUUACUGGCGCCUGUCAGCGGCGGUAUCCUGGCUGGUACUGCGGAACGAUCAGCUUCCAAUACUCCUACGACAACGUCAGUCUCGAGCCGCAAAUUUCUCGAUAUUCUCAAGCAGUCUCCAGGGAGCGAUGGAGAGGGCCGCAAGCCCAACAAACUUCAGAAAAAGCGUAUCUCUGGCUCUGCUCUUUCAAGCGCACACUCUUCAAGCCAUUCGUUGCAUGAAGACUCGAGAGAUGCGACACAGAAGUCCUCGGUGCAGCCAGCAGUUGUUCAGCAUGCUGGGGCUCCCUUGGAAAGGCUUGAAGAAAAGCCCACAGAAUCAUAUACGCAGUCACCACCAGAAGCGAAUACCGCACAAGGGACUCCUCAGCGCAAUGUCCCAGACACUGUGCUGAAGCCACCUCUCUCGCCAUCGAAUUCCUUCCAUUCCCAUACUGACCAAUCGGAUGCUGAUCUGGUGGGUGAUGAUAUGCCAUCCACCGAAGAACCGGAGAAGAAGAAAAGGAGCCGCUGGAGAUUUUCACGCACCCAAAACAAAUUGGAGCAACCAUCAACACCUGGCAGCAUCAAUGCGUUGGGUGCAAUGUCAGGGAGAGAAAAUGCCAUGUCUCGAUCAACUAUAGGCAGUGGUGGAUCACAGCCGCGUAAAAGCUUCCAGGAGCCCCCGCCCAUGUCCGCUGUUGCUACCGACCCUAUCUCCGAGGAUCCUGAGUCCUUCGCCACCCCGACCACACAGACUACUACUGCUUCUGAUACGCUCUUUUCCGACUCGGAACGCGAGCGAAAGGGACCGAUGUCCUGGCUGCGCAACAAGAUACAGGAGCGCAAAGACAAGGACGUCGAGAAGCGCGCAAGGACUCCAGAGCGAGGUCACGAGCGAAACAAAAGCAGGCAGGAUCUUGGCACUCCAAGUGAAGAUCGAAUUUCCGGACGCGGCCGAUCAUUUGAACAAGGUCGCAGUGCUUCAGGGGCUACAACAACACAAUCGACAGGUGCAAUAGGCACGCAACAGCAGACGACAGAUCCUGUCGACAUCACGCAACCUGCGAGUGCAAAUGGUAACGGUUCGCGAGAUACUGCCAGACCACAAGAUACUGCGGUAGGCACAGACGGACAACGAGCCGGCCAGUAGCGAUUCACAGCGCCUCUGAUUUUGACUGACGUUUGACGACAGCGGAAAGAUGUGAUUGUAUUUGCGUUGAAACGAUGAUGCUAUUCAGCAGAUGGAGGAGUCUGGGACACUUAUAUCUACGGAAGCUGGACGCUGUUUCCGCCGAACCAGUUCUCAUUGAUAAACUAUGUCUAUAAUGAUGAAGAGAAUGACGUACGAUAGCACCACUUCCAGCACUUAUUCCUGGUUGCGAUCGAUUCCAUUACUGCGCCCACGAGCCCAACGUUGAGAAUACGGAUUUUGUUCUUUUUGUUUUAAUGGCAUAGUCGAUGAUGAUUGGCUGGAGUUGUUGCCGUGCCGUGAACAGGUUGCAGGCACCUUGGGUGAUAAAAAUAGACGGUGACAAUGCAACUGCAACUGUAGCUCUGC